ACCUGUCCCGGACGCAGCAUAACUAACGAAGCUGCUGCAGGAUGAGAAGAUGGCAGCGCGGCUGCUCGCACCACCAGGCCCUGAUAGUUUCAAGCCUUUCACCCCUGAGUCACUGGCAAACAUCGAGAGGCGCAUUGCCGAGAGCAAGCUCAAGAAACCACCAAAGGCCGAAGGCAGUCAUCGGGAAGACGAUGAGGACAGCAAGCCCAAGCCGAACAGUGACCUGGAAGCGGGGAAGAGUUUGCCUUUCAUCUAUGGGGACAUCCCGCAAGGCCUGGUUGCAGUUCCCCUGGAGGACUUUGACCCAUACUAUUUGACGCAGAAAACCUUUGUAGUAUUAAACAGAGGGAAAACUCUCUUCAGAUUCAGUGCCACGCCUGCCUUGUACAUUUUAAGUCCUUUUAACCUGAUAAGAAGAAUAGCUAUUAAAAUUUUGAUACAUUCAGUAUUUAGCAUGAUCAUUAUGUGCACUAUUUUGACCAACUGUGUAUUCAUGACUUUUAGUAACCCUCCUGAAUGGUCGAAGAAUGUGGAGUACACAUUCACAGGGAUUUAUACAUUUGAAUCACUAGUGAAAAUCAUUGCAAGAGGUUUCUGCAUAGAUGGCUUUACCUUUUUACGGGAUCCAUGGAACUGGUUAGAUUUCAGCGUCAUCAUGAUGGCAUAUGUGACAGAGUUUGUGGACCUGGGCAAUGUCUCAGCGCUGAGAACAUUCAGGGUUCUGCGAGCUUUGAAAACUAUCUCUGUAAUUCCAGGCCUGAAGACCAUUGUGGGUGCCCUAAUCCAGUCAGUGAAGAAGCUGUCAGACGUGAUGAUUCUGACAGUGUUCUGCCUGAGUGUUUUUGCCUUGAUUGGACUGCAGCUUUUCAUGGGAAAUCUGCGAAACAAGUGUGUUGUGUGGCCCAUAAACUUCAAUGAGAGCUAUCUGGAAAAUGGCACCAGAGGCUUUGAUUGGGAAGAGUAUAUCAAUAAUAAAACAAAUUUUUACACGGUUCCUGGCAUGCUGGAACCUUUACUCUGUGGGAACAGUUCUGAUGCUGGACAAUGCCCAGAGGGGUACCAGUGUAUGAAAGCAGGAAGGAACCCCAACUACGGUUACACAAGCUUUGACACGUUCAGCUGGGCCUUCUUGGCAUUAUUUCGCCUUAUGACCCAGGACUACUGGGAAAAUUUGUAUCAGCUGACCCUGCGAGCUGCUGGGAAAACGUACAUGAUCUUCUUCGUCUUGGUCAUCUUUGUGGGUUCUUUCUAUCUGGUGAACUUGAUCUUGGCUGUGGUGGCCAUGGCUUAUGAAGAACAGAAUCAGGCAACCCUGGAGGAGGCAGAGCAAAAAGAGGCUGAAUUCAAAGCAAUGUUGGAGCAACUGAAAAAGCAACAGGAAGAGGCACAGGCGGCAGCGAUGGCCACCUCCGCCGGCACGGUCUCAGAAGAUGCCAUAGAGGAAGAAGGUGAAGAAGGGGUAGGCUCUCCUCGGAGCUCCUCUGAAGUAUCCAAACUCAGCUCCAAGAGCGCCAAAGAAAGACGUAACAGGAGAAAGAAGAGGAAGCAGAAGGAGCUCUCUGAAGGAGAGGAAAAAGGGGAUCCUGAAAAGGUCUUUAAGUCAGAGUCGGAAGACGGGAUGAGGAGGAAGGGCUUUCGGCUGCCAGACAACAGAAUAGGAAGGAAGUUUUCCAUCAUGAAUCAGUCACUGCUCAGCAUCCCGGGCUCGCCGUUCCUCUCCCGCCACAACAGCAAAAGCAGCAUCUUCAGCUUCCGAGGGCCCGGGCGGUUCCGCGACCCGGGCUCGGAGAACGAGUUCGCGGACGACGAGCACAGCACGGUGGAGGAGAGCGAGGGCCGCCGGGACUCGCUCUUCAUCCCGAUCCGGGCCCGCGAGCGCCGCAGCAGCUACAGCGGCUACAGCGGCUACAGCCAGGGCAGCCGCUCGUCGCGCAUCUUCCCCAGCCUGCGGCGCAGCGUCAAGCGCAACAGCACGGUCGACUGCAACGGCGUGGUGUCCCUCAUCGGCGGCCCCGGCUCCCACAUCGGCGGGCGGCUCCUGCCAGAGGUGAAAAUAGAUAAGGCAGCUACCGAUGACAGUGCUACAACUGAGGUGGAAAUUAAGAAGAAAGGCCCUGGAUCUCUCUUAGUUUCCAUGGACCAACUGGCCUCCUAUGGACGGAAGGACAGAAUCAACAGUAUAUUGAGUGUUGUUACAAAUACACUAGUAGAAGAACUGGAAGAGUCUCAGAGAAAGUGCCCACCGUGCUGGUACAAAUUCGCCAAUACUUUCCUCAUCUGGGAGUGCCACCCCUACUGGAUAAAACUGAAAGAGAUUGUGAACUUGAUCGUUAUGGACCCUUUUGUGGACUUGGCCAUCACCAUCUGCAUUGUCCUGAAUACCCUGUUUAUGGCAAUGGAGCAUCAUCCUAUGACACCGCAAUUUGAACACGUCUUGGCUGUAGGAAACCUGGUUUUCACUGGAAUUUUCACAGCGGAAAUGUUCCUGAAGCUCAUAGCCAUGGAUCCCUACUAUUAUUUCCAAGAAGGUUGGAACAUUUUUGACGGAUUUAUUGUGUCCCUCAGUUUAAUGGAACUGAGUCUAGCAGACGUGGAGGGGCUCUCGGUGCUGCGAUCUUUCCGAUUGCUCCGAGUGUUCAAACUGGCCAAAUCCUGGCCCACCCUGAACAUGCUGAUCAAGAUCAUUGGAAAUUCAGUGGGUGCCCUGGGCAACCUGACCCUGGUGCUGGCCAUCAUUGUCUUCAUCUUCGCCGUGGUGGGGAUGCAACUGUUUGGAAAGAGCUACAAAGAGUGUGUCUGCAAGAUCAACCAGGACUGUCAGCUCCCUCGCUGGCACAUGAAUGACUUUUUCCAUUCCUUCCUCAUUGUCUUUCGAGUGUUGUGCGGGGAGUGGAUCGAGACCAUGUGGGACUGCAUGGAAGUGGCAGGCCAGGCCAUGUGCCUGAUUGUCUUCAUGAUGGUCAUGGUUAUUGGCAACUUGGUGGUGCUGAACCUGUUUCUGGCCUUGCUCCUGAGCUCCUUCAGCGCAGACAAUCUGGCAGCCACAGACGACGACGGGGAAAUGAACAACCUACAGAUCUCAGUAAUCCGGAUCAAGAAGGGGGUGGCUUGGGCCAAACUCAAAGUGCACGCCUUCAUGCAGGCCCACUUUAAGCAGCGUGAGGCCGAUGAAGUGAAGCCCCUGGACGAGCUGUAUGAAAAGAAGGCCAACUGCAUCGCCAACCACACCGGUGCAGACAUCCACCGGAACGGUGACUUCCAGAAGAAUGGCAAUGGCACAACCAGUGGCAUUGGCAGCAGCGUGGAGAAGUAUAUCAUUGACGAGGACCACAUGUCCUUCAUCAACAAUCCCAACUUGACCGUGCGGGUGCCCAUUGCUGUGGGCGAGUCUGAUUUUGAGAACCUCAACACAGAGGAUGUGAGCAGCGAGUCGGAUCCUGAAGGCAGCAAAGAUAAACUGGAUGAUACUAGCUCCUCUGAAGGAAGCACCAUCGAUAUCAAACCUGAAGUAGAAGAAGUCCCAGUGGAACAGCCCGAGGAAUACUUGGAUCCAGACGCCUGCUUCACAGAAGGUUGCGUCCAACGAUUCAAAUGCUGCCAGGUCAACAUCGAAGAGGGGCUGGGCAAGUCUUGGUGGAUCCUGCGGAAAACCUGCUUUCUCAUUGUGGAGCACAACUGGUUUGAGACCUUCAUCAUCUUCAUGAUUCUGCUCAGCAGUGGCGCCCUGGCCUUCGAGGACAUCUACAUUGAGCAGAGAAAGACCAUCCGUACCAUCCUGGAGUAUGCCGACAAAGUCUUCACCUACAUCUUCAUCCUGGAGAUGUUGCUCAAGUGGACGGCCUACGGCUUCGUCAAGUUCUUCACCAACGCCUGGUGCUGGCUGGACUUCCUCAUCGUGGCUGUCUCUUUAGUCAGCCUUAUAGCUAAUGCCCUGGGCUACUCGGAACUAGGUGCCAUAAAGUCCCUUAGGACCCUAAGAGCUUUGAGACCCUUAAGAGCCUUAUCACGAUUUGAAGGGAUGAGGGUGGUGGUGAAUGCCUUGGUGGGCGCCAUCCCCUCCAUCAUGAAUGUGCUACUGGUGUGUCUCAUCUUCUGGCUGAUUUUCAGCAUCAUGGGAGUUAACCUGUUUGCGGGAAAGUAUCACUACUGCUUUAAUGAGACUUCUGAAAUCCGAUUUGAAAUUGAAGAUGUCAACAAUAAAACCGAUUGUGAAAAGCUCAUGGAGGGGAACAACACCGAAAUCAGGUGGAAGAACGUGAAGAUCAACUUCGACAACGUUGGGGCGGGAUAUCUGGCACUUCUUCAAGUGGCAACCUUCAAAGGCUGGAUGGACAUCAUGUAUGCAGCUGUAGACUCCCGAAAGCCUGACCAGCAGCCUAAGUAUGAGGACAACAUCUACAUGUACAUCUACUUUGUCAUCUUCAUCAUCUUCGGCUCCUUCUUCACCCUGAACCUGUUCAUUGGUGUCAUCAUUGAUAACUUCAAUCAACAAAAGAAAAAGUUUGGAGGUCAGGACAUCUUCAUGACUGAAGAACAGAAGAAGUACUACAAUGCCAUGAAAAAGCUGGGCUCAAAGAAACCACAGAAACCCAUUCCCCGCCCCCUGAACAAAAUCCAAGGUAUCAUCUUCGAUUUUGUCACCCAGCAAGCCUUCGAUAUUGUUAUCAUGAUGCUCAUCUGCCUUAACAUGGUGACAAUGAUGGUGGAGACAGAUACACAGAGCAAACAGAUGGAAAACAUUCUCUACUGGAUUAACCUGGUCUUCGUCAUCUUUUUCACCUGUGAGUGUGUGCUCAAAAUGUUUGCCUUGAGGCACUACUACUUCACCAUUGGCUGGAACAUCUUUGACUUUGUGGUAGUCAUUCUCUCCAUUGUGGGAAUGUUCCUGGCUGAUAUCAUUGAGAAAUACUUUGUGUCCCCAACCCUAUUCCGAGUCAUCCGGUUGGCCCGUAUUGGGCGCAUCUUGCGUCUGAUCAAAGGCGCCAAAGGGAUCCGUACCCUGCUCUUUGCCUUAAUGAUGUCCUUGCCUGCUCUGUUCAACAUUGGCCUUCUGCUCUUCCUGGUCAUGUUCAUCUUCUCCAUCUUUGGGAUGUCCAAUUUCGCAUACGUGAAGCACGAGGCCGGCAUCGACGACAUGUUCAACUUUGAGACAUUUGGCAACAGCAUGAUCUGCCUGUUUCAGAUCACGACGUCGGCCGGUUGGGAUGGCCUCCUGCUGCCCAUCCUGAACCGCCCCCCUGACUGCAGCCUGGAUAAGGAGCACCCGGGGAGUGGCUUCAAGGGAGACUGCGGGAACCCCUCGGUGGGCAUCUUCUUCUUCGUAAGCUACAUCAUCAUCUCCUUCCUGAUUGUUGUGAACAUGUACAUUGCCAUCAUCUUGGAGAACUUCAGUGUGGCCACAGAGGAGAGCGCGGACCCUCUGAGCGAGGACGACUUCGAGACCUUCUAUGAGAUCUGGGAGAAGUUUGACCCCGACGCCACCCAGUUCAUCGAGUACUGUAAGCUGGCAGACUUUGCAGACGCCUUGGAGCACCCUCUCCGAGUGCCCAAGCCGAACACCAUCGAGCUCAUUGCCAUGGAUCUGCCGAUGGUCAGCGGGGAUCGCAUCCACUGCUUGGACAUCCUUUUUGCCUUCACCAAGCGGGUCCUGGGGGACAGCGGGGAGUUGGACAUCCUCCGGCAGCAGAUGGAGGAGCGGUUCGUGGCAUCCAAUCCUUCCAAAGUGUCUUACGAGCCCAUCACGACCACACUGCGGCGCAAGCAGGAGGAGGUGUCGGCGGUGGUCCUGCAGCGCGCCUACCGGGGACAUUUAGCAAGACGGGGUUUCGUUUGCAAAAAGACCACUUCCAAUAAGCUGGAGAACGGAGGCACACACCGGGAGAAAAAAGAGAGCACCCCGUCCACAGCCUCCCUCCCGUCCUAUGACAGUGUAACGAAACCUGAGAAGGAGAAGCAACAACGGGCAGAGGAAGGAAGAAGGGAAAGAGCCAAAAGACAAAAAGAGGUCAGAGAAUCCAAGUGUUAGAGGAAAGCAAAAAUUAAACAUUGUACAGAUGUAAAACUUGCAAGCGAAAGAUUGUUUACAAACUUCCUGAGUAUUAUCAAUGCAGGACAGCUGUGGAGACACUUUAACCCGAAGAUCUAUACCAAACGUAGUCAGCUUACCAUGUAACACGGUUGCAUCUUGAGCAGUGACCUGCCGAGGGCAAAGGACCCUGCUCCCUGGACUCACAGAUUUUCUAAUGCUUGGGCAGGUGGUUACUGCAUGUUCCACAUCAGUCAAUGCAACUUAGGACAAAACCAACAGGAUACGAAAACCAGAGGAGAGGCUGCCGGGACCAGCAUAUUUCCGUUGCAGCCAAAUGGAUUUUAUUUUUUCAUUUUGGUGAUUCUCAGAAGCAGAAAGCAUCACUUUAAAAGUUUGUUUGUUCGUGCAAACUGUAUUUGCAUUCUUACAUUAGUUAAGCUAAGCAGCACACAGGAAACACACACACACACACUCCCAUCUAGCCCGUGUCAUUUAAUUGUCCGUUUCUUUGACAUAAACCGCAUCUUCUCCACAUGGCUUCACGUGGUUUGGAGAUGGGUGGGGGAAAACAAUCAGGUUUCUUCAGGCUGAGGAGGACUUGCUCAGGCCGAUUCCAAACAUUGUGCUCGUUCACUGCGUAGAAAUGAUUUGCAUGAUGGCAUGCCGUGAUCAGAAGUCAUGCAUGAGAACCAUACACCACAGGACACUACUAACCCUGUCCCCUGCCCUGGGUCAGCCUUUGGACAGGACCCAGCCCUGCACCGUUCACUGUAUUCGGAGAACAAAACGGUAAGCGUUCCAUUCCACUGCAAUUCCUUACGAAUUCGUAGAAGUCUUUCAUACAUCUUCUGGGUAGGGAAACACAACCGACCGAUUGACCCCACCACCACUACCAACAGAAAACAGACCCAGUCCAACAAGCAGAUGGAUCCGUUGUGUGUACAUGUUUAACAGACAUCUCUAACAUACAGCCAUUGUUGCCCAUUUUGAAAGACGAACUGUUUAAUGCUGCUCGGUGUCCCGUCCACGGGGAAACUUCGAUCUCGAAUGGCUUUGUAUUAAUAAUGUCACUGUAAAACCAAAUCCUAGGGCUAAAAACAGAAAUCAAAACAACAACAACAACAAAACCCAGUUCAUUUGUAUUGCAAUAUUUAUGAUGAUUGUUUAGCCUUCAUGCUGGAGAACUGACACUUGUUUGGGGCAGAGGUACAAGCGCUGUUCAAAGUGGCAUGGCAUCUCUAGGGGGUAAUUUGGGGAACUUAAGCUUUCACGGGGGGGGUCUGGGGUGCUCGCUUCAGGUAGUAUCACGUCCUGCUGCACUGUGGCUCUCUCUGGGCUUGGGACCAGCCGGAGAGGGAUUCGGAUAUCCUGAACGGGCCUCUCCCUCGGCAGAGGGGUUGUCACAAGCUCACACACUGCAUGAUGCCUCUUGUCUCCAUCUUGUCUUUCCACCAAGCAGGGCUUCCCUUACUUGCAUAGGCGGGUGAGGGCGGCCGCGCUGGGGCUAACGGCUGUGGUUCCUUCCUUUCACGUUCUAGCGAACACAUAGUCACUGGUGGGACCCGAGGUAGAGAGGGAGCCGCCUCUGAACCAAGCCCACGUGGUUUCUUUAUCGCACCGAUUCUCAUGAGAAAGCGAUUCAGUACUAAUUCCUAAACUGUCGCAGCUUCCCCUGCCCGGCACGUCCCCUUUCUAGCCCGUCGUGCCGCCUGCUUAGUGACCUGCCCGCUGUCAUCGGAGGGUGGCUCUGGGGGGAGCGUCCUGUCUUCCGUCCCCUCUCCCGCUUUAGGGAAGACGGUUUUUAGUCCAGGGGCUUCUCAUCCGAGGACUAGAUCUCAAAGCCAGGAUGCUGCAGUUGAGUGUCUCAGGAAGUCGAUACAAAGAAUGAGGAGAGACUUUAGCAUGCGAACUAAACCAAACUAAAAUUCCUCCUGCACCAUAAAGUAGAGGGGGGGGCUAAAGACCCCCCGUGAGCAGACACACCAUUCUGCCUUGUAGCAGAAGCACUCGGUGGGACCGCACCACCCACCCGACUAGUUUUGCGUACGACCAACACAGCGAGGCAGUAAGCCGAGCUUUCUGCCUUCUUGGACCAUUAGAAACUCUGCCCGGCUCUCCUAAGCCUGCUUCUGCGGCCUCCUCCGUAGAACUUUCGUACUACACGCGACCCAGGUUGGAAAAGCAUUUCUCUCAGUGACCCUGCUAACCGCUAGGACGAAUGUAUAGUAACAUGUACAGGCGACGUCGUCAACAGCACAAAACACGAAGCUGACGUGUGUGGCUAUUCUUUUUAAGAGAAUUAUAAAUACUGUAAUAUAUCAUUUUAUUUUAUCGGCAUGCCUUUUUGUAAAUACAAAUUAACAACUUAUUAAAUAGGAAAUGGCUUCUGGCUUAUGCCAUUGUCAUGUUUAUUUUUAUUUUUUAUACUUUUCUUUCUUCUUAGAACUUAGAUGCUGUCAGCCAAUGUACAUCCCCAAACCAGACAGACAGACAAAAAAUUUUUUAUUGCUAAUGGUCUUUUCCAAAACAACAAAAAAUAUAUAUAUUUUUGUUCCAAUGUGCAAUAAAUUCUAACCACUUCUAUGCAAGAUUUGGCUACACUUCAUCAUUGUUCUUAGGUCUUGAAAUGGGCAACAGAGCUAGAAGACCCCGCUCGGUACCCCAAGUGCUCGUGCUAGUGAUGUCAUUAAGCUACUAGAGCAUAUUAAUGAGAUUUUUUUUUCUAAGAUCUGCCCUUUUCCCUCCCCCAGACCUCCAGCAGCUAUCUCCUCAGUAACACACACAUGGGCCUUGGUAUCUGACACCCAUCAGCCAGCUUCACAGGGAAGAAGCCACCUCCACUCUUACUUGAUGUUUCAACUUUUUUUUUUUUUUUUAACUUUUCCUACCUUCUUGUCCCUCACCCGCCACCCCUCCGCCCACUCGCUCACUCACUCUCUCACUCACCCGCCCUGCUCCACACUUCUUCGGUAGUAAAUGACACCAUCACCAGCAGUCUACACCCGCAGUUAACAGGCAUUGAACUGAAAGAACCAGUGAGGACGUUUUUGUACGCCCUCGCCGGGUGGGUAAGUGGCAACGCU
Messenger RNA from Panthera uncia (snow leopard), 9111 nucleotides. It is a transcript of the gene SCN8A, whose product is annotated as sodium voltage-gated channel alpha subunit 8. The record is from RefSeq and is a predicted model, not a curated record. Gene Ontology annotation, molecular function: voltage-gated sodium channel activity; protein binding. The coding region runs from base 50 to 6025 and encodes 1991 amino acids. Gene Ontology annotation, cellular component: axon; voltage-gated sodium channel complex; plasma membrane. NCBI's taxonomy places the organism in Eukaryota, Metazoa, Chordata, Mammalia, Carnivora, Felidae. Gene Ontology annotation, biological process: membrane depolarization during action potential; sodium ion transmembrane transport; neuronal action potential. The transcript has 26 exons.